Messenger RNA from Glycine soja, 2763 nucleotides. RefSeq names its product RNA pseudouridine synthase 2, chloroplastic-like. Gene Ontology annotation, biological process: pseudouridine synthesis. Lineage: Eukaryota; Viridiplantae; Streptophyta; Magnoliopsida; Fabales; Fabaceae. The coding region runs from base 49 to 1401 and encodes 450 amino acids. Gene Ontology annotation, molecular function: pseudouridine synthase activity; RNA binding. The record is from RefSeq and is a predicted model, not a curated record. The transcript is spliced from 8 exons.
UUUUUAUCCCACCAUUCAGCGAAAAAGUGAACGAGUAAUCAAAUAGAAAUGCUAUCGUUUCACUCAUGUGGAUGUUGCCGCGUUUCCGCUUCCCGAGCAUUCCAAUUUCAAUUUCAAACCGCACCUUCUCCUUCACUCUUUCUCUCAGCUACGAGCUAUAAAUUUCGUUCUGCCACCGCGAGCGCCGCUUCUGGUUCCGCCGGCGACUCAGACUCCGAUGGAGAGCCAAAAUUGAACUUCUCGGGUGUGCGGUUGGAGGAGGCAGUCGAUAGCAGAAUCGGAUCUGGAAAACUCAGACUCGACAACUGGAUCUCUUCCCGCAUCAAUGGCAUUAGCAGGGCACGAGUUCAAUCAAGUAUCAAAUCAGGACUCGUUCAUGUCAAUGGCCGUGUCGUUGAUAAGGUUUCUUUCAAUGUCAAAUCUGGGGAUGAGAUCAAGUGCACAAUCGCAGAAUUGCAGAAUUUGAGGGCCGUGCCACAAAAUAUACCUUUGGAUAUCGUUUAUGAAGAUGAGCAUGUUCUAGUCAUAAAUAAACCUGCACACAUGGUUGUGCAUCCGGCACCUGGCAAUACAUCUGGAACGCUUGUCAAUGGCAUUCUUCACCAUUGCAACCUUCCAAAUGUUGAAUUUUCUAAAGACGAAGCUCUUUCAGAUACAGAAGAUUCUGAUGAUGAGUUCAAUAGUUAUAUCUCCCUGGCAAGUUCUUGUGAGGGGUUAAAUUCUAGACUGUCUGUGGCAUCAAAUUCAAUUCGCCCAGGGAUUGUACACAGAUUGGACAAAGGCACGAGUGGGUUACUUGUUGUUGCAAAGGAUGAACAUUCACACAUGAAAUUGUCAGAGCAAUUCAAGCAACGAACCAUUAAGAGGCUUUAUGUCAGUCUUACUGCUGGGGUACCCACUCCAGUUGCUGGGCGUGUUGAGGUUCCAGUUGGCCGUGAUACUAAUAACCGGAUUCGUAUGACUGCUGUAACUGGACCAGUUAAUUCUAAAAAGGCCCGUUAUGCUGCUAGUAGGUACAAAGUAAUUGAGAUACUUGCUGGGGGGAGUUGUUCAUUGGUUGAGUGGAAGUUGGAAACUGGACGCACUCAUCAGAUUCGCGCACAUGCUAAGUAUUUGGGAGUUCCCCUACUGGGUGAUGAGUUGUAUGGAGGGACAAAAAGCAUGGUCUUGUCACUGCUAAGGCCCCGAACUCCCAUCAGUUUGCAUAGCAAAAUCGUAAAAAUGGUUUCUAGGCUAGAUAGGCCUUGCCUUCAUGCUUGGACUCUCGGGUUUCAGCAUCCCCAUACAGGGGAGCAGGUGCAUUUUUCAUGCGAACCCCCUGCAGACUUCGCUGAGAUUUUGAGCCAGCUUCGUAGAAUUGGUAGUGAGACGGUUUCUUUCACAAAGCGUUCAAAUUCAUGACGGGGGCACUAUUUUCAUAUUCAGUAAGCAGCAAAAAAGUUUUAUUUGCAGAGGUGGUUUUUAUUGAAUGAAGCCAAUGUCUCUAAACUUAAUGAAAAUUCCUUUUUCUCCAUCAAGGGUGUUUAUAAUUCAGCUUUGGAAUUGGCCAAAUUCAGCUAGAAGUGAGUUUAAGAUGAACCGUGGUAGGAAAGACUUGCUCACUUCUAUCCCCGUUGACUUUUAAUUUUGUUGUUUGGUUUGACAUUUCAGUUACGUGACCACGAAUGAACUGAGACCAAUCAAAUUUCUUGUUUGUCGGCGCUAGAUUCUCCUUAGUUGGCUUCUAAUGUUAGAUUGUGAGUAAUCUUAACUACUUUCAUGAAUUGCCUAACAUCACUUGUUUUGGGCUUGGAUGGCUUAACAUUUUCAGCCAUUGUCAGUUAUCAAGUUGAAUGGUUGAACUAUGUUGAUUGAUUUGAAAUCAUUAGGUUUCAAUUGAUUGCAAUGGACUAGACUUGACAUUUGUGAUGCAUAAAAAGUCCCUAAUCAUUACAGAGACCAGUACAAAAGCUGACAAGCCUCUCUUUGAGGUUUGGGAACGAUCUAAUAGACUGUCGUUUAACUUUAUGAAACCAACAUUAGUUGAAAAUGUUGGUCAUUCAUGCCCACAACAGAUUAUGUUAAGCAACUCAUGGGAAUGUUUAAGGAGUACUCAUAAUUUGACAUUAUUGCUAAGUUGAUUAUGGGGAAUCUAACAAGUGAGCCGACGAACAAGAAACUUGACUUGCUUAGCCCAUUCAAGAUCAUGUAGUUGAAAUAUCAAAUUUGACAACAAAGUUGAAGUUAAUGAAUAUGGAAGUGAGUCUUUUCUUGUACUAUUCAUCUUAAAUUCUUUUCUUGCUGAAUUUGAUCAGUUUUAGGUGAAUUAUAACACCCUUAAAAAAGAUUGGAACUUAAAGGAAAUUAAGUCAAUGUUAAUGCAAGAAGGAAGAUUAAAAAAGUGAAAGACAACUCUAUUUAUCUCAUGAGGAAUUCAAUAAGAGCAAGUUAGGUAAGGAAGCACAUGGGCAAAUGCUUAAUGAAGGUCAACAAGGUAGAAGUCUGUAAAAGUUAUUUUUCAUUUUAUUCUUGUAUUUAUUGCUCGAAAAGUCUUAUUCAAUGGACAUCUUCAAUAACGAGGCAGAAAGGUAGUUUAGAGAGAAAAGUGAAAGUUGUGAGGUCUUAUAUGGGUGGUUAAUAUUACGGAAGAUUUAACGAGAAUGUACAUAUGUAUACAAUAUAGUAUGCCUUUGUACAUCACAACAAAAUAAUGUAUCUGAAAAGUAGAAUUGCACUCUAUUAUAUAUGGUUAAGUUGAUGUUGAAUUAUAGUAAUGUACCCUUU